Molecule: messenger RNA, 3242 nt
Organism: Striga asiatica
Lineage: Eukaryota; Viridiplantae; Streptophyta; Magnoliopsida; Lamiales; Orobanchaceae
Source: the annotation of a GenBank genome assembly
GCUGGUACUAAUUUAUAUACAGAGAUUUUCUUUCUCCGGCAUUUUAUUUUAUUUCUUUUUUUAUGAGUUUCUCUCUCUAACCACCACCACAGGUCCACAGUAUCUUUGGGAGAGAAAGUUCCAGAACUACACAGCUCGGCGCCGCGCGGCCGAUCUAUACCGAGGUUGCUACCUACCUUAUCAAACAACGUUUUCUGACACAUCUUUGAAACGUCCAAGUAAACAUGAGUGUGGUCGGUUUCGAUUUUGGAAAUGAGAGCUGUGUGGUCGCUGUCGCAAGACAAAGAGGAAUUGAUGUCGUGCUUAAUGAUGAAUCCAAACGCGAAACCCCCGCUCUCGUGUGCUUUGGCGACAAGCAGCGGUUUCUUGGAACUGCUGGAGCUGCUUCGAGCAUGAUGAACCCGAAGAACACAAUAUCCCAGAUUAAGCGGCUGAUCGGGCGGCAAUUUUCAGAUCCCGAACUUCAGCGUGAUCUCAAGCUGCUGCCCUUCUUGGUGACUGAAGGGCCCGAUGGAUAUCCCUUGAUCCAUGCUCAGUAUCUGGGGGAAACCAAGACGUUCACGCCAACUCAGCUUCUGGGAAUGGUGCUUUCCAAUCUGAAGACCAUUGCCGAAAAGAAUUUAAAUGCAGCGGUAGUCGAUUGCAGUAUCGGGAUACCCGUUUAUUUCACUGAUCUUCAACGAAGGGCUGUAAUAGAUGCGGCAACGAUCGCCGGCUUGCACCCUCUUCAUCUCAUUCAUGAGACGACAGCUACUGCUUUAGCUUAUGGUAUCUAUAAAACUGAUUUACCUGAAAGCGAAGCAAUGAAUGUUGCGUUUGUAGACGUGGGGCAUGCCAGCAUGCAGGUGUGUGUUGCUGCCUUCAAGAAAGGUCGGCUGAAGAUAUUGGCACAUUCAUUUGACCGGUCCUUGGGCGGAAGGGAUUUUGACGAGGUCCUUUUCAAGCAUUUUGCUGCGAAAUUCAAAGACGAAUAUAAGAUUGACGUGUAUCAGAAUGCUAGGGCAUGCCUGAGGCUGCGGGCCGCGUGUGAGAAACUGAAGAAGGUUCUCAGUGCAAAUCCAGAAGCGCCCCUGAACAUAGAGUGCUUGAUGGACGAGAAGGAUGUCCAGGGUUUUAUCAAGAGAGAUGAGUUUGAGCAGAUUAGCAUUCCCAUCUUGGAACGUGUGAAGGGGCCGUUGGAGAAGGCUCUUGCUGAGGCCGAUUUGACUACUGAGCACAUACAUUCGGUUGAAGUUGUUGGUUCAGGUUCUAGGGUUCCUGCUAUUAUCAAGAUACUGACCGAGUUCUUUGGUAAGGAGCCUAGGCGGACAAUGAAUGCAAGUGAAUGUGUUGCUAAAGGCAGUGCUUUACAGUGUGCUAUUCUUAGUCCCACAUUUAAAGUGAGGGAGUUUCAGGUUAACGAGAGUUUUCCAUUCCCCAUUGCUAUGUCAUGGAAGAGUACUUCGCCUGAUGCACAAAAUGGGGUGGCAGAUAAUCAGCAAAGCACUAUAGUAUUCCCCAAGGGUAAUCCAAUACCUAGUGCGAAGGCUUUGACUUUCUACAGAUCCGGCACCUUCAAUGUAGAUGUACAAUAUGCUGACACCAGCGAAUUGCAGGCACCCGCUAAGAUUAGUACUUACACAAUUGGACCUUUCCAGUCGACAAUGGGUGAAAGGGCGAAAUUGAAAGUCAAAGUCCGUCUGAAUCUUCAUGGCAUUGUAUCUAUUGAAUCAGCUAUGCUCUUGGAAGAGGAGGUAGAGGUUCCAGUGGUAAAAGAGCCAGCGAAGGAGGCUACAAAGAUGGAGACAGAUGAGGCUCCUUCUGCUCCUCCGAACGCUGCUGAAACUGAUGUUAAUAUGCAAGAUACUAAAAUGGAUGGUGCUGGAGACAAUAAUGGCGUUCCUGAAUCUGGUGACAAAUCAGCUCAGAUGGAAACAGAUGUCAAGGUUGAAGCUCCAAAGAAAAAGGUUAAGAAAACCAAUGUACCUGUCUCGGAGAUUAUAUAUGGUGGGUUGUCAGCUGCAGAUGUGCAAAAAGCUGUCGAGAAGGAAUUUGAAAUGGCUUUGCAGGAUCGGGUUAUGGAGGAGACCAAGGACAAGAAGAAUGCCGUUGAGGCUUAUGUUUAUGACAUGCGGAACAAGCUUCAUGACAAGUAUCAUGAGUUUGUAACCGAUACAGAAAGAGAUCAACUUAUUGCCAGACUGCAGGAGGUGGAAGAUUGGUUGUACGAGGAUGGUGAAGAUGAAACGAAAGGUGUCUAUAUUGCUAAGCUGGAUGAGCUCAAAAAGCAAGGUGACCCUAUAGAGGAGAGGUACAAGGAGCAUACUGAGAGAGGAGCAGUCAUUGACCAACUCACCUAUUGCAUAAACAGUUACAGAGAAGCUGCUGUGUCGAGUGAUCCCAAGUUCGAUCACAUUGAUCUUGCAGAGAAGCAGAAGGUCCUGAACGAAUGCGUAGAAGCUGAAGCUUGGCUGAGGGAGAAAAGGCAGCACCAGGAUACCCUCCCCAAGCAUGCCACACCAAUUCUUUUGUCUGCCGACAUUAGGAAAAAAGCCGAAGCUCUCGACAGGUUUUGCAGGCCAAUCAUGACGAAACCAAAGCCCGCGAAGCCAGCCACUCCCGAGCCACCAGCCCAAAGUGGAGAGGCCCAUUCGCAAGGGACAGAAAAUGCCAGCCCAGAAGACAAUGCUGCAGGAUCUGAAAACCAAGCACCACCAGCUGAGGUGGAGCCCAUGGAGACAGACAAACCCCAGACAACUCAGACUUAGUAACGAGUUUGCGAAUGAUCAAUAUUUGUGGCGAUAUAAGGAAAUGUUUGGUUUACUUUAAUGUCGUGGAGAUUUGAAGUCAGGGACUUAAUUUUUAUGGGCUGUGUGCUUCUCAUGAGAUGCUUGUGGAUGUGUUGGUUUUGGACUUAGUUCCAUAAUAUAUAAAUAUAUAGGCGGUUUUUGUGCCCUUUUUCCUUUUUUUUUUCUCUCUCUCUCUCUCUCUCUCUCUCUCCCAGGGAAGGUUUUGUAAGGAGUAGGGUGAUUCACUUGAUCCUCAUUUCUGAAUGUUUGUUUUGUUCAUGCACCUCCUUUGGUGUAGGGAUGGAUUAUGGGUAUUGGAUGGUCGUUUUUUAUUUGUGUGAAUCUUUUUUGCACCCAGAUAUUUCUGAAAAGUAUUUCUUCAAUGGAACUUAAGUUUUGUCGUAGGCCAGUAUAUAGGGCUUGACCAAGUAAAUUGGUAAGAUUUGAAUUAUUUUCAACUCUAUUUAGUGUUUA